Molecule: messenger RNA, 2232 nt
Organism: Penaeus monodon (black tiger shrimp)
Lineage: Eukaryota; Metazoa; Arthropoda; Malacostraca; Decapoda; Penaeidae
Gene: fax
Product: failed axon connections-like
Cellular component (GO): cytoplasm
Source: RefSeq, a predicted model, not a curated record
GGAGGAGCCGGGCGUGGCUCAGUCGUGGCUCAGUCGGCCAGCUGUGUGCGCGGACGAGACGUGUGACCGUCGCAUUGGUUUUAAGAACCCCCUCAACUGCACGCGCCUCACUCCUUUGCGUUUUCCGACUUUGUUUUGAAAGCCAGCCUUUGCGUCCAACAUGACGACCGAGACCGACACUAAGCCCGUGGAGCAGACCCCCGCCCCUCCCAAGCCGGCGGUGCACAAGCUGGAUUUCGAGAAGGACGUGGUGUACCUGUACCAGUUCACCCGCACGCCCGUCCUGCCCUCGCUCAGCCCCUACUGCCUCAAGGUGGAGACCUGGCUGAGGCUCGCUGGUUUGAAGUACGAGAAUGUUGACCACAAGAUGAAGUACAAGAGCAAGAAGGGUCAGCUGCCGUUCGUGGAGGUGAACGGCGAGGAGAUCGCUGACUCCGCCAUCAUCAUCAAGGAGUUGGGUCAGCGCUACAACCAGGACCUCGACGCCGGUCUGUCCGCCGAGCAGCGCAACGUCGCGCACGCCACCAUCUCCAUGAUCGAAAACCACUUCGCAUGGGUGGUCAAGUGGUGGCGGUGCCGAUGCCCGGGGGAGUGGGUUAGGGCCGCCAAGCUGAACCUCCAGCAGGCGUUAAACACAAGGAUCCCCAAUGCUGUCCUGAACUUUGCCUUCAAGCUCCGGUACCGCCAGGCUGCCAAGAAGGUCCGCGCCCAUGGAAUCGGUGUGCACAAGCCAGAGGAGAUUGAGGAGUUCGGACACAAUGACCUGAUGGUUCUCUCAGACCUUCUAGGAGACAAACCCUUCUUCUUCGGUGAUUCUCCCACGACGCUUGACGUGGUUGCCUUUGCUAACCUGGCUCAGGUAGCCUUCAUGGACAAGGAAGUGAGCUACACACUCCGCGACUGGAUGACCGAGAACUGCACCAACCUGGUUGAGUUCUGCAACCGCGUGAAGGAGCGCGCCUUCCCCGACUGGGACGACAUGUGCACCAACCUGGACCUGAACUCCCACCUGCCCAAGCCCCCCCCUGAGGAGGAGAAGAAGGAAGAGGAGAAGGCAGGUGAAGAGAAGGCGAAGGAGGAGGAAAAGAAGGACGAAAAGGAAAAAGAAAAGGACGACUCUGAAAAGGAGAAGGCACAAAAGGACGAGAAGGAGGGCGAAAAGGAAGACAACAAGAAGACAGAAGAGAAAGAGAAAGAAGAGAAGAAGUAAAAGUUUGUCAAAGUUGUUGAAAGCAAUUGAGAACCAAAUCUAUUUGUAAUAUAUGUGAUAAAUGUUGUUUGAAAGGCUUUUUUUUUGCUUGAUACACUUUGUAUAGAUCUUCUUGUUAGCGUGGAACACAGCACCUCCCCUGUGCCGACUUAGUCGAUAACAUUUUCAGUGGCCACUGUCAGAAAUGAGCUCGUUCUAACCUUCAUUAACAAUGGUAGGGAACAGUCAGUCAAGGAAAAAGCUCUAUUUUUUUCUAUAGGACCUACAUACCCAAGUUGUUGCCAAGUAAUUGUAUGCAGCUCAUAGUACUUGGUGAGCACGUGUUCAAAUGGGUUGUCAGGAUCCCCCACCUUCUUCCUUACUGGCUGAUCUUGCUACCAGAGUUUGUUUUAUAUUUCUCUCUCUCCUUGUAGUUUAUUUUUUAAUUUUUUGGUCCAGGUAUUUGUACUGUAGUUCGACACAACCUUGACCGCUCAUACUAUUUUUUUCCUCAAUGGUAAUGACAAGGUUUAUAUUCAAGAAUUGCAUUGAAAGACAAAUGGGCAAGCUGAUGACGUUGAAGGUUUGAACCGGUCGAGUCAUAUUUUCUGUGUGGCUUUCAUAGCUUGUAGGUUUAUUCAGUAUGAGUUUUUAGUUGAAGACUAUGUUUUUAAGAGCAGUAUUAUUCAUGGAAAAUGAGUUUGCUACUUUUUGCUACCAUGACAAAUUCUUUUUCAUUUUUUUAUCACUUUUGUACUAUUAGUUUGUACAUUACUAGCUUUUAAUAUGGCAUCUAGAACAUUAUGAUAGUUUUUACACAUGGAAGUUAUUUUGUAAUAAGGAAAUACUCAAUUUAUAGGUUCUCUUUGAUACCAGAGGGACUGGGACUCCCACCGCUUCUUGUGAUAGGAAAUGCUCAUUAGUCAAGCGUGUGGAGUAUUGAGGGUUCUUGCUUGGAAACCCCGUCCUGGCUCGAAGUUCACUUGUACAAGUCCUUCUAAAAGUCUCCCAUUCCAGUAUGUAAUAUAUGCGAAAAAGUAUGA